AGAAUCUAAAUAAAUACUCUUAUCUAGCCAUAAUUUCUAGAAAGUGAGCUCACACAUCCAGAGGUCUUUAUCACGGAUGUGGGGGCUUGGCCUAGCGUAAAUAAGACACCCACUUAUACAUCGUGACGACACAGAUAAAACCCCGACAGUUUUAGGGUCAAAUAGCCAAAGGUCUCCCUGAUACCCUCAGUCAAUAUGGAUCUUUAUAUAAACUACUUCGCAUCCCAUUUACCAGCAGUUUAUCAUCAUCCUUUCAAGGGAUACGUUGUUGUCAAUUCUACAUGUGGACAAAUAGGCAGAGGUUCUGCAUUUUAGAAGAAACCAUGAAGAUGGUUCUACUGGGAGUGGUCCUGUGGGCUGGGGUGACUUUUGGAAGCCAGGUAGCUCCUUACCCCUUCAAUCUGUUCAUGUCAAGUGACAUAACCCACCCGCCGCCGAUGUAUGACUUCCCAUUUCCAAGUGCACAAAUGUUGAAAAGAUUACCCCCUGUGACAACAGCACAGACGAACAAGUCAAUCACCAUAAGCAAGAUGACAAUAUCGAUGUUGAAAAGGCUAGAAGAAAACCUGGACGUAUCUGGAAUCAAGCCAAAACCUGGAUCCGCUGCUCAAGGUCUCCUCAUAAAUGGAUAUCCGUCAGACGAUGCAAUGCAUUAUGAAAAAUCAUCGAUGACGAUCACAAAGGCAUCGCAGAACCUAGUUGUCACAAGAUGUACAAGGUAUGGAUUGCCCAAUGAUGAGUGUGCGAGCUAUAUCAGCACAUUAAAUUUGCGUGAAUCUGAAUAUGGAGGCGAGUGUGCUGCGUUGGAAAGGUUCACUUGUCGAACGCAGAAGACGUCAUCCAAAUACCGAUCAUUUGACGGUUCCUGCAACAACCCCAUGAGAUCGUCUUGGGGCCAAGCACUUACUGGCUACAAGAGGAUCCUUCAUCCAAGAUACCACGAUGGUAUUGAAGAGCCGCGUCGCGCGGUGAGCCACGGUCCGUUGCCCUCGUCCCGAGUCAUCAGCAUGAAGCUCGGAGACAACCUGGAUGUGCCCGAGGAGAAGAAAACUAUGGCCUUAGCUGUCUUCUCUCAGUUCAUAUACCAUGAUCUCGUCCAUACUCCAGUGAGGAAGACAAUCCACACAGACAAGCCAAUCAGAUGCUGUGAAAACUCUGGCCACAACCUGACUCCGCGUUACAUCCACCCGAGUUGCAUGCCGAUAUCCAUACCCUCUGAUGACCCUUUCUUCAAGAGCAAGGAAGCGACCUGCAUGGAGUAUACUCGCUCGGUCACCACCUACCGUGGAGAUUGCACCUUUGGAGCUGCUGAGCAGAUGAACCAAGCCACUCACUUCCUGGACGGGUCUCUCAUCUACGGCACCAACAGCCGUGAGGCGGCGGCGCUGCGGGAGACCAGCGGGGGCCUGCUGAAGACCUCCGUCAUUGAUGAUGAGGAGCAUCUUCCACUGGCCGCCAACCCCGCCGAGAGGUGCCUGGUGCAGGGGGAUGCGGCUACCUGCUUUAGUACUGGAGACUCCCGCUCCAACCAGAACCCGUGGCUCUCCAGCCUCCACGCUCUCUGGGUCCGGGAGCACAACCGCGUCGCCCGAGCCCUGGCCAGCCUGAACCCGGGCUGGGGCGCCGACAAGCUGUACCACGAGGCUCGGCGCGUGGUGGUGGCUGAGCUGCAGCAUGUGACCUACAAGCACUGGGUGCCGGCUGUACUUGGCAAACAGUUCGACGACCUCUACACCAGCUAUGACAUUGGCUACAACUCGGAAACCGACCCGACAAUCACCAACUCCUUCGCUACGGCAGCCUUCCACUUCAUCAGCAGUCUCAUGGAUAAAGACAUCACGCUGAUGGAUGGACAGAACCAAGUGACGGGGACCCAUAGGCUGAUGAACUACUUCUUUAACCCAGAGCUGGUGGCCAAGAAGGGAAGCUUGGAGCAGAUCUUGAGAGGAAUGGUCAGCGAGAAGAGUCAAGGGUUGGACUUCAAUUAUGAUGAUGAUAUCCGCCACCACUGGCUCGGAGGUCUGGACGCCCUGGCUAUAGACGUGCAGCGCGGGCGCGACCACGGGCUGCCUGGCUACAUCCAGUACCGCACGCUCUGCGGCCUGCCCUCCGCGAGCAGCUUCCAGCAGCUGGCUGAUGUUAUACCUGAGGAGUUGGUAGAGAAGCUGUCUCAAGUAUACGCUGAUCCUCACGACAUCGACCUGGUUGUUGGAGCGAUGGCGGAGAGGCCUCUACAGGGCGCGCUACUGGGACCCACGUUUACUUGCUUAAUUAAGGAGCAACUCUGGCGUACUCGCAUUGGUGACCGCUACUUCUACAGCCACCCCGACGAGGCCGGCAGCUUCUCCAAGAAGCAGCUGGUGGAGGUCCGACGGGCCUCGCUGGCGAGACUGCUGUGUGACAAUGCAGGGUUUACGAGGGUACAGAGGGACGUGUUCCAGCCCGCUUCUGAGAGCAACCCAGUAGUCCCAUGCGAGGAAAUCAAGAAGGUGAACUUAGAGGCAUGGCAAGACCCGGCGCAGCGACCAGACAUCCUGACCCGCACCAACAAGUGGAUCAAGACCAAAGUCAGCUCCGACAAAACUGGCAACGACACCAAAUAGCCAUCCCCUAACUGAUCCUUCGAGCCGCAGCAAUAAUAGUUCAGUUUGGCUUAAAGGAGAGGAUCUUGAUUCAGCUUACGUGAACGUAGCUCUGUGUGUGUGUUUUAGUUAGAGUAUUCUGUUUGCAUUUGUAUAGGGAUUUACUCGGACGAUUUAUCAGUCGAUUGUCGUAUUUUUAACUAGAAUUUGCAGAAGCAGUUUCAUAGAGUAGAGCGAUUGUUUCAGUAUUGUGUAGGAGGUCGAAGCGUGCGUAGAUAAGUAGAUAGACUUCAUACAUUUGUGUAGAGUUAAGUGUUUAGUGAUAAGCUCAAUAGGACUUAAAAGUGUCCAUACGAGAAAUAGUAACUCUAAUCACCAUGAAUUGAGAACCGGAAGUGGAUUACUGCUUUUCACCUCUUCUAAAUUAAUAAUGAAAUGGUCGAUGAUAAUGAGAAACGUUGGUUGAAAAUAUUGUAUGGACAUACGCACCAAAAGGCUGUGAUGUGAUACGUUGAAAUUGAGACUAGAAAAUUAAAUGUGAUCGUUUAGAAGUCCUUUGCU
Molecule: messenger RNA, 3143 nt
Organism: Plutella xylostella (diamondback moth)
Lineage: Eukaryota; Metazoa; Arthropoda; Insecta; Lepidoptera; Plutellidae
Product: immunomodulatory peroxidase
Biological process (GO): response to oxidative stress
Molecular function (GO): peroxidase activity; heme binding
Source: RefSeq, a predicted model, not a curated record